This is a messenger RNA of Motacilla alba alba, 2064 nucleotides long. It is a transcript of the gene CDC16, whose product is annotated as cell division cycle 16. Gene Ontology annotation, molecular function: protein binding. The transcript has 18 exons. The record is from RefSeq and is a predicted model, not a curated record. Gene Ontology annotation, biological process: cell division. The coding region runs from base 69 to 1940 and encodes 623 amino acids. Lineage: Eukaryota; Metazoa; Chordata; Aves; Passeriformes; Motacillidae.
UGCACCGGCGGGCGGCCCGCGGUCCCUCGGCGGCUCCGGCAUCCAGGGCGGCGCGGGAGGGAGGGACGAUGAACCUGGAGCGGCUCAGGAAGCGAGUGCGCCACUACAUCGACCAGCAACAGUAUCAAAGUGCCCUGUUUUGGGCUGACAAAGUAGCUUCACUCUCUCAUGAGGAACCACAGGAUAUCUACUGGUUGGCCCAAUGCCUUUACCUAACAGCUCAGUAUCACAGGGCAGCACACGCCCUUCGAUCACGGAAGUUGGAUAAGUUGUAUGAGGCAUGCCGCUACCUUGCAGCUAGAUGUCAUUAUGCUGCAAAAGAGCAUCAACAGGCCUUGGAUAUUCUUGAUAUGGAGGAGCCAAUCAACAAACGACUUUUUGAAAAGUACUUGAAGGAUGAAAGUGGCUUGAAAGAUUCUACCACAGACUGGGAGAUGUCACAGUCCUCAAUCAAGAGCUCUAUAUGCCUUUUACGAGGGAAGAUCUAUGAUGCUUUGGAUAAUAGAACCCUGGCAACUUACAGCUACAAAGAGGCCUUGAAGCUGGAUGUUUACUGCUUCGAAGCAUUUGAUCUUUUAACGUCACACCAUAUGCUGACAGCACAAGAAGAAAAAGAACUCCUUGAAUCUCUACCUCUUAAUAGACAAUGUACGGAAGAAGAGCAGGAGUUGCUUCACUUUUUAUUUGAGAAUAAAUUGAAAAAGUACAAUAAACCCAGUGAAACACUGAUUCCUGAAUCAGUAGAUGGUCUUCAGGAAAACCUGGAUGUGGUAGUAUCCCUAGCAGAAAGGCAUUAUUACAACUGUGACUUCAAAAUGUGUUAUAAGCUUACUUCAGUAGUGAUGGAAAAAGAUCCCUUCCAUGCAAAUUGUUUACCUGUACAUAUAGGGACACUUGUGGAGCUUAACAAAGCAAAUGAACUUUUCUAUCUUUCUCACAAACUGGUGGACUUGUACCCAAAUAAUCCUGUGUCAUGGUUUGCAGUAGGAUGCUAUUAUCUCAUGGUUGGCCACAAAAAUGAACAUGCUAGAAGAUAUCUCAGCAAAGCUACUACCCUGGAGCGAACCUAUGGCCCUGCAUGGAUAGCAUAUGGACAUUCAUUUGCAGUGGAGAGUGAGCAUGAUCAAGCAAUGGCUGCAUACUUCACAGCUGCACAGCUCAUGAAAGGGUGUCAUUUGCCCAUGCUCUAUAUUGGACUGGAAUAUGGUUUGACCAACAACUCUAAGUUGGCUGAACGGUUUUUCAGCCAAGCUUUAAGCAUUGCACCUGAAGAUCCUUUUGUUAUGCAUGAAGUUGGAGUGGUAGCAUUUCAAAAUGGAGACUGGAAAACUGCAGAAAAGUGGUUCCUUGAUGCACUGGAGAAAAUCAAAGCUAUUGGAAAUGAGGUAACAGUUGAUAAGUGGGAGCCUUUAUUGAACAACUUAGGACAUGUCUGCAGAAAACUCAAGAAGUAUGAAGAAGCACUGGAAUACCAUCGCCAGGCUCUGGUGUUAAUCCCUCAGAAUGCUUCUACUUACUCUGCCAUUGGCUACAUACACAGCCUCAUGGGCAAUUUUGAAAGCGCCAUUGACUAUUUCCACACGGCCCUUGGUCUCAGGCGGGAUGACACAUUUUCUGUCACAAUGCUCGGACACUGCAUAGAAAUGUACAUUGGUGAUUCUGAAGCCUAUAUUGGAACAGAGAUCAAAGACAAAUUAAGAUGUUAUGACUUUGAUGUACACACAGUGAAGACAUUAAAGAACAUAAUUUCACCUCCCUGGGAUUUCAGAGAAUUCGACAUAGAAAGACAAACUCUGGAUGAAAGUGGCAUAGUAACAUUAGAGACAUCAAAUCAAAGGAAAAGUACAGAUACCAGUCGCCCAUUGGAAGAAACAUUUGAGAUUGAAAUGAAUGAAAGUGAUAUGAUGUUAGAAACAUCAAUGUCAGACCACAGUACGUGACCAUAAAUACUGGUAGAGAGCUCAUUUUGUCUAAGUGUACUAUGUUUGUUUUAGCAUCUUUGUUAUGGUGUUGUACUUUCAUGAAUUUGCUAUUUUUUUAUAUGAAUUCAGACUAUGUACUUAA